AGAUGCUACCAGUAUACGAGAAGGAACUCGAAUGAAACGUAUCAAAAGAAGAUGUUGAGAAAAGAAAAUGUCGGCAAUUAAAUGGUGUUUUGCAUUUCCCCUUCAACCAGACCGACGUUCCCGAUAACGAGUCAAACUUUCCAAUAGCUCAUCUGUACGGUUGGCGUUACUGCAUUUCUCCCACAACUCCCCUCGCAUUCUGCUCGGGAAGUUUCAGCUUUCAUUAAAGCCAAAAAUGAGGUGGGCCUGGCUGUCCGCUUGCCUCCUGUUGAGUGUGCUGUGGCUGGUGGAGGGGGUGGAGGUCGAACUGGAGACUGAGCGCGACUGGGACUGGGGCUCCGGACUCCAUGAGCUACUUCACAGCUUCCCGGCAGACAGCCCGUUCGUGACAGAAACACCGGGGAGCCCCGCCAACUGUUCUCAGAGGUUCUGGCUGCCCCCGUCCUCCCCCAUUUGCUGGGAGAACAUUGCCGGGCCAGAGGAAUUUGAACGAUCCCGUCUCUUGGUCCUCCAGAACCGCGCUGCCCUCAGGGCUGUGGCCCACACCAGUGGUGUGGGGGAGGGGGGCACCUCCUACAACCAGCUGGCCAGGGAGGACAUGCUGGGCAUUCGUGGGGACUACCACGGCAUUGUCCAGACUGCUGAGACCAUGGAGAAGGUCUUUCACGCACUGGUGGAGAAGAGGAGAGAGGGCACAGAGCUUUGGACUUUUUCAAGCUUAAAGGAGCGACUUGAGAAAACGAAGGACUCCAUCUACGGCAGAGAGCACCUGGCGAACCUUCUGGAGAAACAGUUGUCUAGCCUGGAGGGGUCGUUACACAUCCUGCAGACACGACUGGCUAAGUUACUCACCCAGUGAGCGCAGCCAAGCCAGAGGCACAACUGCUAUUAGAGGUUAUCCUAUACUCUGUAUGUUAUGCAUGGCCACCAAACUGAUAAUGAAACCCUUUCAUCAAAAGGAACAGGAGUAUUUUUUCAGAAAUUGUGCUUACUCUAUAAAACUACCUUCUUGUGAAUCUCAGGGCUCUGGCUUCCUAACACUUGCAACUGCAAGUCAGCCUCUUGCAGCACACAGAGACUUAAGUUUUUAUAAUAAAAUCUAUUUUUGUAAGUCUAGAAUGCAGAUGUGUUCCAUAAAGAUUUAACAGAUCUUUGUGGUCUCACAUUAAAGAACAUUGACUACAAUGCAUUAGUUUACAUCAUGCUUUUCGAAGAAAUAAUGAAACGUGGUAAUUCAGAUCAACAUACCAUCAUCUGAGAAAGAAAACGGUAUUUUUUCUCUUGAAAAAUAGAUUUUAAAUCUCAAUGGGGCAUUCCUGGUUAAAUAAAGGUUAAUAAAUAAUGAUACCAUGAAACCCAUGAAAAGUGCUGGAUAUGAAAAUCUUUUAUGAAUCAGGCCAUGUCAUUGGCCAGGGCUCAGUCAGUCAUAGUGUUUAGGACCCAGCUUGCGCUUUGGGUAAAGCCAUUAUGUAGCAGGCUUGAACCUGCAGAGGGUCAUUAUUUGGUGGUCUUGUCGGGGGUUGUUUAGGAUUAAAUUGGCCUGGGUUUCUCAGAUUACUGGAGCAUUAGCUCCUCCUGAAAAUACACUUGGUCCCACCCAGGUUACCGGUGUUCCUCAAUGAGAAGUGUGCAUAUUCUCUCAUAAAAGGCAUCUCUGACCUAAACCUAUUCAAAGGCUUCUUUUCAACUAUGCCUUUUAUCUCAAUGGAAAUGACAUGCUUGAAAUAAGAAACAAAAAAAACGAGCCAUUCACCACAAGCCAAUUUAUUUUAGUACAAAACAAAAUUUUUACAAAAAAAAAAAAAAGAUAAUUGGGGCAAGACUGCUCAUAUAUCUAGUAAAAAAAUAUUUACAGCCUUAUACACUUCUUUCACCAGACAGAGACAAACAUGCAAACAUGAGUUUAACAUGAGUUUAACUGUUGCACAUGCACAGAACUACAUUGCUGGUGCAAAUAAUUGUGAAUGUCAAGCCAUCUAACAGGAAUAAAAUUCUGACUGACUGGAAAGUCUAACUGUGAGUCAUACUCCCUGUCGGUGAAUGUCUCAGUAGUUAACAUUGAAAAACAAACUAAUUUCAAACACAGGUGGGAGGGGGCUCAAAGCUGUAGAACCAUGAGCAGUUCUGAACGGUCCCUCCUGUUGGACUUAUUUCAUGGAACAUAAAAACUAUCCUCCAGACAAAUAUUAAACGGUUAUUUGAACCUUGAAA
Molecule: messenger RNA, 2211 nt
Organism: Conger conger (European conger)
Lineage: Eukaryota; Metazoa; Chordata; Actinopteri; Anguilliformes; Congridae
Exons: 3
Coding region: 236-859 (207 amino acids)
Source: RefSeq, a predicted model, not a curated record